UGGCUGCUGCGGCCGCUUACGCGUCGCGCUUCCUUGUCUGUUCCUCGUGUUCUGGGGAGUCGCUCUCUUUUUCUCUCGGCAGAGAAGAGGCGAUGGCGGCGCUGGCAUCUCUCGGCGCCCUGGCGCUACUCCUGCUGUCCGGCCUCUCCUGCUGCUCAGCAGAGGCAUGUGUGGAGCCCCAGAUCACCCCUUCCUACUACACCACCUCGGACGCCGUCAUUUCUACUGAGACUGUCUUCAUCGUGGAAAUCUCCCUGACGUGCAAGAACAGGGUCCAGAGCAUGGCUCUUUACGCUGACGUAAGUGGAAAACAGUUUCCUGUUACCCGGGGCCAAGACGUGGGGCGGUAUCAGGUGUCCUGGAGUCUAGACCACAAGAGUGCACACGCUGGCACCUACGAGGUGAGAUUCUUCGACGAGGAGUCCUACAGCCUGCUGAGGAAGGCUCAGAGAAAUAAUGAGGACAUUUCCGUCAUCCCACCUCUGUUCACAGUCAGCGUGGACCAUCGGGGCACCUGGAACGGGCCCUGGGUCUCCACUGAGGUACUGGCUGCCGCCAUCGGCCUUGUGAUCUACUACCUGGCCUUCAGCGCCAAGAGCCACAUCCAGGCCUGAGGACGGUGCCCCGGCCCCCCUUGCUUUUUUCAAUAAACAGUUCUCGGCUGUCACUGGCACCGGGGACACGGGCUCCUC
This is a messenger RNA of Camelus dromedarius (Arabian camel), 692 nucleotides long. RefSeq names its product signal sequence receptor subunit 4 (gene SSR4). NCBI's taxonomy places the organism in Eukaryota, Metazoa, Chordata, Mammalia, Artiodactyla, Camelidae. Gene Ontology annotation, cellular component: endomembrane system; endoplasmic reticulum; membrane. Bases 93 to 614 code for a protein of 173 amino acids. The record is from RefSeq and is a predicted model, not a curated record. The transcript is spliced from 6 exons.